AUGCUAGGUAACAAUAGAAUAGAAUAAGUAUAAUAUUGUGUUAACCAACCAACACAUGGGAACUCUUGGGGAAGGAAAGUGGGGUUAGUAAUGGGUCAAACACUUGGUCUUAGGCGUUGUAGAGUGUUACUGAACCGGGUCCUCCUCUCUUUGUCCUCGGUAAGUGAAGCCAAGCUGAAGAAGGUUGGGGAGGUGAGGAUCAGCACUCCUGAGAUGAGGAAACAGGAUGUGGCUAACAUGCGCCAGAGAACAGAGAGGUAACAAGUUCUUUCUAUUAUAUUCUGCUGGAACAAGACCCAACCACACAUCACAUUAACAUGAUCUGAUAUCCUACUCUGGUACCUAAGAUGUUUUUUCAGCGGCACACGUUUCUCUCAUGACCUCCCUCUUGGUUGUCUCUCUGCAGGUUGUACAGCCGACUAGAUGAGGUGAAGCUUCAGAAGGAGGUCAGGAGCAGACAGGAGGCAUAUGCCAAAAACAGGGAGAAGGCCAAAGAGUUUCACAAGGUAACAUUUAAAAUACCCCAAUGUUUAAAGGAAUAAAACAUGAUAUUGUAUCUGGCAUUACUGUAUAUUGAAUUAAUAAAAAGUUGAAGUGGGUUGAUGUACAUCAACAUUAGUCUGUUUGAAUUGAUACGAAUUCUGUUUUUUCUCUUCACAGAAAACCUUAGAGAAGCUACGGGCCAAGCAGUCUCCACAAUGA
Coregonus sp. 'balchen' is the source of this 702-nucleotide messenger RNA. NCBI's taxonomy places the organism in Eukaryota, Metazoa, Chordata, Actinopteri, Salmoniformes, Salmonidae. The record is from the annotation of a GenBank genome assembly.